CGAGUAUGUUACAAAACAAUAAGACAAUCGUGCGUAAAAGAUUGUGUGUCAACCAAAAAGAGCAAAAGAACAUAAGAAAGCCCUUUUCAAAAGGAUUCCUUGCGGCGCCAAGGUUCACAACGACGACAAGCAGCAGGAGAAGAAGCAGCAUUUGCUUGAGCGCCCCUCCAAGUUCAAGUCCAAGGUCCAAAGAAGCUGCAGGAAAAGUCGCAGCUGCAAGAACUCUAAUGACAUGAACACUGAUCUCUGAACUCACUCACUUCUUAAAAAACUCAUCCGCUCAGCUUGCGCCAGCUCGCAACAUGUCGAAAGGCUUCCUUUCAGACAGAGCAUUGACCUUCACUCCUUCCGUGAUUCAAGAGACCUCGAGGCUUGCGGAGAGAUGUGGUGCCAUCAACCUAGCGGAAGGCUUCCCUGACUUUGCUGCCCCCAGCCUGCUAAAAGAAGAGGCGAUCAAAGCGAUCAUAGAAGACCUCAACCAGUACAGGCAUGUCCCUCAGCUGUGUGAGCUCAUUGCAAAGCGUUUCUCAGCGCGGCAUGGUUCUGUGCAUCCCCCGCUUCAAAUAGACCCAGCUACAGAGGUGGUGAUCACAUGCGGCCAGACAGAGGCAAUGGCGGCUGCAGUCCUAGCUGUUGUCAAUCCUGGGGACGAAGUCGUUCUGUUCAAUCCGACAUAUGAGACCUACCCCGCCAAUGUGGCCAUGGCCGGGGGGGUCGUACGCCACUGCCAACUGUACCCCCCGAACUGGAGUUUUCGGGAGGAAGAGCUUUUGGCGGCAGUAGGGCCGCGAUGUAAGGCCAUCGUCGUAAACAGCCCCCACAACCCGACAGGCAAGGUCUUCACCGACGCCGAGCUAGCAAUCAUAGCUCGAGUGUGCACAUCCGAAAACUUGCUGGCGUUGACGGACGAGGUGUACGAGGAUCUGACGUAUGAUGACGUCGAGCACCGGAGCCUGGCCUCCUUCCCGGGCAUGCGCGAGCGCACGGUCGUGACGUCAUCCUUGUCCAAGACGUUCUCUGUCACGGGCUGGCGGAUCGGCUGGGCCAUCGCGCCGCCCGACAUCGCCUCCGCCAUCAGCAAUCUCCACGUCAAGCUCACCGACUCCGCGCCCGCCCCGUUCCAAGAGGCUGCCGUCAGCGCGCUCCAAAGUGACGUCAGCUACUACCGGCAGCUACGGCAAGAGUACCAGGAGCGAAGGGACUUGGUUUGUGACGCGCUCGAGGGGGAGGAGUUCGAGAUCGAGACGCGGCCGAAAGGGGGCUUCUUCGUCUUUGCGAGGAUCCCGGAGCGAUUCCGACACGGUUGUGACGACGUGUCCUUUGUGUCGACGUUGAUUGAAGAGGCGGGAGUGGCGAUCGUUCCUGGUUCAAUCUUCUUUCAUAGUCCAUCCCCCCGUGCGUCUGUCACUGGUGGUUCCGCUGUUGCAAAUGGUACCCGAACUGCCGGUCCAGGAGAUGACGGGUCUCCUCACCUUACCGGCCAUGCAUCGGUCGACGAAAUCAUAAACGAGAACCAAGAUUAUUGUUCCACGCUGUCAACUGAUUAUUCUAAAGAGUACGUUCGUGUUGCUAUAUGCAAGAAAAAGGAGACUCUAAAGGCGGCCAUUUCCGAACUGCAACAUUAUUUUGACAACACAGAUUAACAUAACGUUACGUUAUUGGUUAUUUUAGUAAGAUGACCGAUAAUUCACGAUCCUUUGAAUAGUGGAUCUUGAAGCAAUUGCCAGCAUGCCCAAGCUUGCGAAGUUGGCAUUGUAGCCGUGGCACACGAAAUG
This is a messenger RNA of Klebsormidium nitens, 1775 nucleotides long. NCBI's taxonomy places the organism in Eukaryota, Viridiplantae, Streptophyta, Klebsormidiophyceae, Klebsormidiales, Klebsormidiaceae. The record is from the annotation of a GenBank genome assembly.